AGAUACGUUAAAGGGGACCUUUAAUCAAAAAUUUUUGUUUGGUUAAAAUAUUUAUCUGAUCAUUGAAAACCUGGUCCCAGAAAAAUCAUGCUUGUAGGAUAUGUGGUUUAGCUGAAAAUAAUUAAAUGUCAAAUCCCCAGUGCAAGUAACCUGAGCUCGGCAGUUUCCGCGGCUAUCAGCUGUGUGACGUAAAGAAUGUGAACAGAUGCAGGGACAGCUUCUCUGUGUUGCAUGUAAAUAAACAUGUCCUCUGAUACCAACAGUGAAACAAAGAGGGGUAAAAGGUGUGUGGCGGGUGGGUGUUCAAGUACACAUUUAGAUGGAGUGUCCCUGCACUAUUUUCCAUUUAAAAAGGAACCACAUCUUGUACCAAAGUGGACUGCCUUUGUUAGACUCAAGAGAAAAUGGCCUGAGGGGCCCACUAGAUAUUCCAGCUUGUGUGAAUUACAUUUUGACGACUCUUGUUAUCCAUUUGAGUACCAAUUCAAAAAAUCACAGGGUAUCCCUGUUAAGCACAAAGUCUUAAAUCCUGGGUCAGUCCCAACUAUACACCACCCUAGUGUUUCAGAAAAGGGGACAAAACGUGAUUUGAGCUCUGUUGAAGAGGAGGAUAAAUCCAAGGAUGGACAGAAAAAAAGAGAGAAAACGGUUAAGGGGGCAUUUGUAAAACGAGAAAUUUUCGAAUCAUUGCAGAGCAAACAGAAUUUCAGAAUAAAUCAAUGACAUUCCAUCUAAAGCAACCAAAUUGGAUUUAUCUUGCACAAUAUGCCUGGCAUUGAAAACACAGGAGGUUCAGAGGAAAUAUCAAAUCUGAACGAAUCCUCCUGUCAAACACACAGGUCAUGGAAUAGAAGAAGUAAAUCUAUCCAAACCAAACCAAAAACACCAACCAUAGGAACUCAAAUAAACAUGUACCCAGCUAGAAGAAGUGUUGGUAUACAGUGCAACAUAAAAGAGAAUGAAGGACCUAUGAAAAAAGAAUUCCUUAGAUGUGAGGAUGACCUACCACCAGAAUCCCCCGAAUAUGAUUUUAUCUGUCAAAUUAUUGAUUACUUUAAUGAAAUAACUGCAACUUUAAUACAAUUAAAUUAAAAAAGUAAUACUAUUCUUCACCAAUCUGUGUUAUUUGUUCUGUCUGCAUCAUCAAUUUCUGCAUUGUCCGGUACAUCUUCAUCAGAAAUUGCGUACGGCUCAUAUUGGUAUGGUAGUAUACCAAGGUCAGUGUUUUCUGGCCCAAUAGUAGCACAAUCUGUUUCUGCAUGGUCAGAAGAAUCUUCACUAAGGUCUUCUUCAUUAGUUAAAUCUUCCUCAACAUCCAAAUCAUACCAAAUAUCAUUUUCUUCUAAUAUUUCAAUUUCUUCUGUUUGUGAAGCCAUGAUGCUAAUUUUAAAGUACAAGACUCUCGUGGACACAUUUGUGACGUAGCAUAUUCCACAGCUGAUAAGAGAGCUUUUGCUGCUGUAACGCUCGUGUGUUUCCGUGAGAAGGCAGAAAAUGUCAAAUUUAAUUGCUUUUAUCUGCUAAAUCAUUGCAGAUAAAGAGGUGCAGAUUUUUCAUGUGAUUUUAGGUACAUCAAUUC
Molecule: messenger RNA, 1579 nt
Organism: Ostrea edulis (European flat oyster)
Lineage: Eukaryota; Metazoa; Mollusca; Bivalvia; Ostreida; Ostreidae
Exons: 4
Coding region: 766-1092 (108 amino acids)
Source: RefSeq, a predicted model, not a curated record